CCUCCUAAAUGUUUCCUCUGUAGCUGCAUAAGCUGGCAGGCAGCCUGAGAUGGAACCCUCCUCAGAAGACCCCCACCUCUACCGGACCACCCGGCUCCUGGGACUCACCAGCCUUCUCCUCAGCAUCUGCAGCACAGUGGCCCAUAAUCCUGGACCACGUGGUUCUGAAGCUCAGGAUUCUGGAGCUCAUGUUCCCCUGCAGGGGAUACGAGGAGGUUCUGUGUUGUUUCAUGUGACCAAGAAGCAAGAAGCUGACCCAGAGGAGGUCUCGUGGGGCUUUGGCCCUGAGUCAAACUACAGAGUCUUCUUGCGAGUCCACCGUGGGAAAGACACCCCAACCUGGGUCAGCCUCCAGGACAAGUACCAGCAGAGGGUCCAUGUGCCCAAUGUGACAUCCCUAAGGAUUGAGAACCUGACCCCAGAGGACAGUGGGCAGUACCGGGCUCGAGCCAGCUUCACUGGAGGAAUAGAAUUUACCCAGGUUUUCCGCCUCACUGUCAAUGAGCCCGUGAUCCUUCCUGAGAUUCUGGUCAAGUCAUCAUCCAUCACACCAGGCUGGUGCAAUGUCACCCUGGAGUGCAAGUCCCCAGGAAACAGAGAGGAGCUGAAGGUGACCUGGGAGAGUGAGGGCCUUCCCAGGGAGCUGGAGUGGAGUGGGAGACCAGGACUAGCUCCCAACACCUGGCAACUGACUAUGAACUUGUCCCUGAGUCAGCCCAAUGCCAGACUCACCUGUGUGGUCAGCAACCAUGUGGACAAGAAAACUGCCUCUGUAGACUUUGUGCAAGUCUGUUCUCAUAGUUCACACAGACAGACGAUUGCUGGCCCCCUUGGAGGCAUCCUAUGGACCAUCGUGGUUGUGCUAUUCUUCCUGGGAACUUGACUGUGCUUUUGGAAAAUGUAUAAGAGGUAAAGGAACAUGGAUACUGGAAGAGGCAAGUUGCACUUCUUUUUCCUCCCCAGAUAACUCCACUCUUUCACUGAAACCCGUUCUUCUUCAUUUUGCUGCUCAGAGAUUUCCCCCUGCAAAAGGGCUGAUGGGUGUGAAAAUGGCUUUGGGGUCAUAACCAUGGAGCUGGGCUCAGGUUUUUGAGACUGAGAUUCAAGCUCCACUCUGUGUAUGUGUGUGACUCAGCAGAAGCAUUGCAGGAGGAUCACAGGAGCCAUGAUGAUGGCAACGGGACAGAGCCAAGUUAAGAAGAAUAUCAAGAAGGCAUGUACCAGGUGAGAGGCGGGAGCUGUGAUCAUCGAGGGCUGCACCAGGUUCCUCUGCAGCUGCACUUGUGCUUAUCAAACCUAAUUGCCAGAAGCCAGCAUGGGGAAUCCCACCCGUGGCAAAGGUCAUGAUGAAGAGGCCUGAUAGGCAAAGGCGAGAUCAGGCCUCGAGGAAACCCCCAUGGGCCUUCUUGAGCAUCUACCCCAAAACCAGAAUCUGUCUGUUUUAUUAUUUUAUGACUUUCACCAACGUUUCUGACAUUA
Molecule: messenger RNA, 1479 nt
Organism: Capra hircus (goat)
Lineage: Eukaryota; Metazoa; Chordata; Mammalia; Artiodactyla; Bovidae
Exons: 4
Coding region: 50-883 (277 amino acids)
Source: RefSeq, a predicted model, not a curated record